CCUUGAUGUCCUUAAGCCAUCUCAGAAUACCAGACCAACCAGACGACGAACUAUACAUAGAUGGAAGACCCCUCGAGAUCAUCAAAGAAGACACGUUCACAAAAGGAACAGCCACCAGCAACCUCACCCCAGCCAUCGGCCUCGCAACAGUCCUCUACAACUGGUGUCCCGACGCCCUACACGCCUUCCUAGACUUCAAAACCUGGCUGUCAUUCACCUGGAACCUCAAAAUCCAACACGGCGAACCCGACGAAACACAGCUCGAAAUUUCCCGAAUCCGGAAUCAAAUCGCAUUCGGUCUGCUCGACAAUCACGGCCAUUACAAAAUUCUCAUCACAUACCUCAUCACUUCUCCCUCGGGAAAAUGGAUCCCUGACCCGCAAGAAACCAUGCUAGGCGAAGAGAUCGUGGAAGAUGUGGAGAAGAUUGAGAACAUGGCUCGGUCUUUUGUCAGAGAUUUGGUUUGGAAGAAACGGUGGCAAACGGGGAAGAAGAUGAGACAUGAUUUUUUUGUGGAGUUUGAGGUUGGUGAUGCUUUUGAGGAUGGGAUUGCGAUUAGUCCGCACUGGUUGUAUCGGGCGUUGGAUCUGGGGCAGUGUACGAGUUGUGGGGAUGGUGAGGAAGGGGAGUUGAAGAGGUGUGGGAGGUGUGGGACUGCUGCUUAUUGUUCUGAUGAGUGUCAGAGGAGGGAUUGGGCGGUGCAUAAGAGCGUUUGUGCGAUGGAUCUGGAGACCAGGGGAAAGGCGCUGCAUUUGAGUAAGGAUGGGGGACUUGCUAGGUUGGCGAAGUCGAGAUUGAUUGCGGAAGAUGGGAGUGGAGCAGAUGGUGAAGAAGUUCAAGACGAGUAAGAAUUGGGGAAUUGCGCUCGAUUUUUGGUUGAACGUCCAGCUUCAAUGUCAAAUCGAUUUCGCUGCAGAGCUGCUAUGCCAUCAAUGAAGCAAGACGAAUCACGGAGCACGCGACUCGAUCUAAGAUCUUCCCCAAGGCUAUGGGAAUUCAAUGCAGAGAUAUGCGUGCCUGCCAGAACAAAUAGACAUUCUAGAAUUAGACCAUGUCUCGCUGCUGAGCUAUGAGGAACUCGGAAAUACCGAGACAAGUUCGAUACCGCGGCUGUGGCGAGUGACGAGUGUACGGAGUGCCAUACGCUGCUGCGGACAUUGCCUGUAGUGGAUCAUAGGUUCAAUGACCAUCGUUCGGUGCCCGAAAACGCGUUUGCUGAUCGCUAUGGUCAAUACAUGAUGCUCUAUCGAGUGAAGAGCUGCGAUCCAAGUAAGCUCGACCGGACCUGAUCAUUCGAUCGUGGGAGAUCAUCAAACAUUUCGGCACAGUGGGAGUACCAAAGCUGCAACUCAUGUCAGCAAGUUCGAGCAUCCAGGAAGGAAGCGAGAAUGAGAAUAUGUGAGUGCCUGCUCUUCACGGCAUCCAGGUGUUUUGACAUUCCAGGUGCUCUCACAUUGAAGGCCACGCACUGUCGGAAAGCUGUACCGCUGGUUGGGUCCAGUUCUAGCCUUCACAUUUUAUCAAGCUGCAUCUAUUCGCGCCACUGGGCGAUGUCCUCAUGCUGCCAGUACUCUCCUGUCUUGCCGCCGAUAUCGUGCAGUGCGAGCAUGACAGGCGUCUUCGCGCCUUCAUCAGCACUCUUUCUGCCUCCACCACGCGUCAUGUCUGUCUUGACAUAUCCAGGACAACAUGCGUUGAUCAGGACGUUCUUGCUCCUCGCAUGCUGAUCCAAUGCCAGUGACUUUGUGAAAGCCGUAACUCCAGUUUUACUCGUAGCGUAUGCGGCCGACGGAAAGCCAGCCUCCUUCUCUUGCCCUGCAUCGGCUGCUUUCUGGAACUUUUGCAUCAAAGCUGUGACCUCAGGAAUGCCCGUCUGCGGCUCUUUCUUGGAUGCAUCGAGGAACGCCUUCGUAAUGUCAUCAGAG
Pseudocercospora fijiensis CIRAD86 is the source of this 1925-nucleotide messenger RNA. RefSeq lists its product as uncharacterized. The coding region runs from base 6 to 848 and encodes 280 amino acids. Lineage: Eukaryota; Fungi; Ascomycota; Dothideomycetes; Mycosphaerellales; Mycosphaerellaceae. The transcript has a single exon. The record is from RefSeq and is a predicted model, not a curated record.